This is a messenger RNA of Sebastes umbrosus (honeycomb rockfish), 2493 nucleotides long. RefSeq names its product heme-binding protein 1-like. The transcript is spliced from 4 exons. The coding region runs from base 354 to 929 and encodes 191 amino acids. Lineage: Eukaryota; Metazoa; Chordata; Actinopteri; Perciformes; Sebastidae. The record is from RefSeq and is a predicted model, not a curated record.
AGCGGAGGAGGGCGGAGACAGUCCACCCGUCACAGUGGAGGCUGAUUUGUUCAUUCCUAGGCGAGGAGUCAGCAUCGCCAACUUCUGUCUCCGAAAAAAGCAUCUGUUGAGAGCUCUGUUGCUGCACUGGAACCAGGCGCGCUUCUGCUCUGGAGGAGACAUUUAUUUGCGUUUUGGAGCAUCUGGAUACAUCUAGUUUUGUUUUUCUUUUAAAGGAAUUGGACGACCAAAUAUAGAGGGAGCUGUCAGGGAGAAAGUUGUCUGCAGAAAAGCACAAGGACGACAAAAGGGAGGACGCACAACAAACCAAAAAGGAGCGGAGAGAGGAAGAGAGGUGAUCCGGCCGAAGCGACAUGUUUGGCAUGAUCAAGAAUUCGCUCUUCGGAAACACCGAGGAGACGGAAUAUAAACUGCUCAGCAGCGAGACCAAGGAUGGAGUUAGCUUUGAGGUGCGGCGGUACGAUGGUUCCAAAUACGCUGUUGUCUCGUCUGAGGGACGAUCCUUUGACCAAGUGACAGGGGAGCUGGUGAGGAAGCUGCUCAUGUACAUCGGAGGGAGCAAUGAACAAGAGGAGGCCAUGGGUACAGCAGCUCCCAUCAUCGUCACAGUGUACCCGCGGAAUGACGGCGUUCUGUCUCGCCGUUUGGUGGUCGCCAUCCGCGUACCCACCAGCUACCAGCAAGAACCCCCAACUCCCACCGACAGUGCCAUCAAGAUUGAGGAGCGGCCCGGCAUGACUGUCUACGCUCUGCAGUUUGGAGGCUUCGCAGCUGAGACCGAGUACCGAGCAGAGGCCUUGCGUUUGACACGCACCCUGGGUGAGACGGCUCCCUUUCAGCGCAAGCAGUACUUCUGCUGUAGCUAUGACCCGCCGCUCAAGCCUUACGGACGCCGCAACGAGGUGUGGUUUCUACAGGAAGAGCCGUAGGAGCCAUCGGAUCAGAUCGGCGUCAAAACUCAUGCUGAAUCCUUUAUUCAACCUUAAUUACCCUUUCACUGCCGACAACCCCUGUAGCUCUAACAGUAUUUGAUUGGUACGAGCAACAUGGUGACUUGAUAGACCUUUCAGCCCAAAUGGACAGAUAGAGAUUACCCAUGUUGCCUUUACCCAUCUGAUCUUCUGCUUGUCACACGUACAGUAGCUACACUGAAGUUAGGUGUUCAAGCACUGGGACCAUUUAGAAUUUGACAUCAGUGCACAAGCAUUUUCUCACAUCUUUCCCACAGUUUCUUGAUUUUUGUUUCUAGUUUAAACUCACCCCUUGUUGCUCCGAAAUAACGCGUAAUCAGAGUGGUUAAAGGGACCGUGUGUAGGAUUUGGCGGCAUCUAGUGGUGUGGUUGCAGAUUGCAACCAACUGAAUACUCCUCCACUCACUCCUCCCUCUCCAAGACUGCAGCAACGUGAGCCACUGAGUGCAAAACAGUGGUAACGCCAUUCGUUUUUUUUCGGUCAACCACGGUUUUGCACUCUGUGGUUCACGUUACCACAGAUUCGUAAACGUGUCAGAGAACUACGGUAGCCUUCAGGUAACGUAAAAUCGCGUCAGGAGUGCCAGUGUUCGGUUUGUCCGUUCUUGGCUAUUGUAGAAACACGACGGACUCCAUGAAGCUCCCUAUGUAGAUAUGAAGGGCUCAUUCUAAGCUAACGAAUACACGAUUCUUAGUUUCAGGUGAUUAUACACUAAUGAAAACAUAGUUAUGAAUAUUAUAUUCCAUUUCUGCUAAUAGAUCCCCUGAAAUGUUACACACUGUUCCUUUAAAGACUUCUAGACAAAUGUAGUGUUAAGGAGUCCCGCGUAAUACGUCUCAUACAGAAUUUGAAUCAUAAAUAUUUACAUCAGUUCUGUUCUCUACGCUGAGGGAAAACUACCUUUAGAUAAACUGGGACUCUGGUUUACAGGUGAGAAACAGAAAUGAUCAAAGUAACUCAGUGAAUAAUCUAAUAUAAUCUGUAUUUAAAUACAACUGAAUUGAUUUUGUUCAUUCCUUUUAGAAUUACAUGGUUGUCCUAAAGGGUCGAUAAAGUCCCUGUGGAGCUCUCAUCUCCCUAAAGAAUACACAGUAGGGCUUUGCACAUCUUUUUAAUCUAGUUUACAGUUUAGUGACGGCUACAGAGAAAUGUAUAGAAUUAACAUUAGAUACAUGGUAGUGAAAAGCACACUUCCUUUUCCUGAGUAAGGAACUGGACAGAAACAGGAGUUGAGCCAUAAAGUAGAACUAGUCUUUAUGAAUUAAUGGGUGGACAGCUGAGCUAGCUAGCUAUAGGUGUUGUUAUAAACUCUGUGAUUAUAUUAUGUCGAUCCAGGAAGCAUUUGUGUGUCGUGAAUAUUUUGUGUUUUAGUGCAUGACAAUGCCAUCUUUAUUUAUUCAGACUCUUGAAACGGUGUUAUGCGAUGCAUCUGUGCUGUGUGAUUUUCCGUGACGAGUGAAUAUAAUGUUCAGGUUUGAUAGUGUUUCAUAACAUAAUAAAUAUGUUAUUCAGGAAGAGGAA